AUGUCAGGCCGGCUCUCUUCCCAUGCGAGCGGCACAGACGGCGAUGGUCUCAUGCCGAUCGCCGUUGUGGGAAUGUCCUGCCGCCUCUCAGGUAUUGCCACGAGCCCGGAAGGCCUUUGGCAGAUGCUGGCAAGGGGCUUAACGGGAUGGUCAAGCAACGGGAGCAGCCGCUUCCAAAUGAAUUCCUUCUGGCACCCGCAGUCUGACUUGAACGCUUCGUUCAACGCAAGAGGCUUCCACUUGAUCAAGCAGGAUCCCGCAUUGUUUGAUAAUUUGUUCUUUGGGGUCACCAACAUUGAGGCCAGGGCCAUCGAUCCUCAGCAACGAAUGCUGCUUGAAGUAGCAUACGAAGCGUUCGAGACGGCGGGAAUCACGAUGCAGAAUGUCAAAGGCUCAGAUACAGGGGUAUAUUGCGCGGUUUCACAUCACGACUAUGACAAGAUCCUAGGCAGGGAUCCCGAGUUAUCCCCAGGAUACCGAUUUACCGGAACUGGACCUGCGCUCGUUUCCAACCGCAUUUCCUACGUGCUUGAUUUGCACGGGCCAAGUAUCACUCUUGAUACAGCAUGUUCCGGUGGACUGGUUGCGGUUCAUGAAGCCUGUAAAGCCAUCCGGGCGGGAGACGUGGCGCAAGCACUAGUCGGUGGCACGAACUUGAUUCUCGAUCCAGACCAGGUCAAUAUCAUAUCUUCAAUGGACUUCCUCUCUCCCCACGGCCGCUGCUACGCGUUCGAUUCCCGUGCCGAUGGUUUUGGAAGGGGUGAAGGCGUGGCUGCUGUCGUGCUGAAGCGCUUAGACAUGGCCCUUGGUGACGGCGACCCGAUUCGGGCUGUCAUUCGUGGUAGCAACGUUUGCUCGGAUGGUCGCACGCCUGGAGUCACAAUGCCAUCUUCCGACAUCCAGAGGAGAAUGAUUCAGAGAGCCUACCAACAGGCAGGCCUAGACCCGAGGGAUACCACCUAUGUGGAAGCACAUGCAGGAACUGGAACCAAGGCCGGAGACAAGGCCGAAGCGACUGCUCUCCAUGAGACCUUUUGCAAGGCAAGGCAAGAGGGAAAUAGACUGUUUGUCGGAAGCGUCAAGGGUAAUGUGGGCCAUACAGAGAGUGUGGCCGGAUUGGCCGGUCUGAUCAAGACGGUUUUGAUGCUCGAGAAAAAGAUGAUACCCCCCAAUGCCACGUUCAUGAAACCAAACAGCGACAUUCCAUUGGAAAGCUGGGGCAUGGAAGUGCCUAAAAGGAUGCUCCAGUGGCCGGACAAUGCCACUCGCCGCGCCUCAGUCAACAGCUUUGGGUAUGGAGGUACAAACGCCCACGUUAUCCUGGAUGCGGCCGACGAUUACCUCGACAAUAUGAAGCACAUGUGCCCCCCAGUCGCUAUUCGAGCUUGCGAGGGUAAAGUCAACGGAGACUUGGCACACGAAGUGGCAGAAGUUACGGAAACAAGUAGUCUCGCCAUGACCAUAAUUGUUUCAAACCCAACGGAAGCAGAACCGACGACGACGCACGUCCAUGGCCAUUCGACUCUACAACACAGGAGGAGCCUGAAAGCUUCACCCACCAACGCCAUGACGCGACCACGCCUCUUUCCCUUGUCGCACGAUCAGGAAGGGGGCGUGGCGAAAUUAGCGGCCAAUUUCAAGCGCUUUAUUUUGGACAAGCUGCCUGAUACGAAUGAAUCUCUGGAUAGUCUUGCCUUCACUCUAUCGGAUCGGCGGUCUGUCCACAGGUUUCGUUGGUGUGUAGCCGCAUCCAGUCGUGACGAACUUGUGGAUGGACUUGAACACAUAGUCGAGGGCACGGAUCGGGCCCUACAACAAGCUGAAGAGCGAAAAAUAUGCUUUGCUUUUACAGGUCAGGGUGCUCAAUGGGCAGGCAUGGGCCGCGAAUUGCUGGCCGCAUACCCUGUAUUUGCCAAGUCCAUGGAGCGCUCAGAAAAGUAUCUCACCCACCUCGGUGCUGACUGGCGGCUUCUCGCCGAGCUGGAUAAACCAUGGGAAACGUCUCGAAUCAACGAAGCCGCCCUGUCACAGCCUUGCUGCACCGCCAUCCAGAUUGGACUCGUCGACUUGCUCGAGACGUGGGGAAUUCGACCAGCCUUGGUGUGCGGACACUCGAGCGGAGAAAUUGCGGCGGCAUAUGCAGCUGGCAUCAUGACAGCACAGGAUUGUCUGAAAGUCGCCUAUUUUCGUGGCCAUCUGGUGAAGCGGCUGAAGGAGAAGAAACCCGAGCUUUCCGGCGGCAUGCUUGCUGUUGGACUGUCGGUAGGCGAGGCGCAAAAAUAUCUUGACAAUGACGCCACUUGCGAAAAGGUCGUCGUGGCGUGCGUCAACAGUCCUGCCAGUAUCACCUUGUCCGGAGAUGAAGCAGUGUUGAGCAGCAUUCAAGAGACGCUCGCCGCCAGAGGCGUUUUCAACCGCAAGCUGGCGGUUGACGUGGCCUACCAUUCGCACCAUAUGAACAUGAUUCUGGAAGAAUACCUGCACGCCAUUCAGGACAUCAAACCUUUACACUGCGGGCAGCAUGUCCAAAUGGUAUCUUCUGUGACGGGCAGGGCCGUUCAAGGCGAGGAGCUGAAUGCGACGUAUUGGGGUAGAAACCUGACAUCUCCCGUUCUCUUUGCCGAUGCUCUGGCCGAGAUCUUUGACACGGCGCGAAAAAACGAAAAGCGAAGCAACAUGCUUGCGGUUGUCGAGGUUGGCCCUCAUUCUGCACUGCAGGGUCCCAUCAAACAGACCAUCAAGGCGUCCAAAACAGCGGGAUCCAUCAGCUAUCACUCGGUGCUCUCACGGAAGCAAGACGCAAGUAGGACUGCCGUGGCCUUGGCUGCAAGUCUGUUCGUCAAUGGAGCAACCGUCGAUUUUGGUCGAGUCAACGAUCCGCAUGGCGACGCCAAAAAGAACGUCUUGACCAACUUGCCAACGUACAAUUGGCAUCACAAUACCACGCACUGGGUCGAGUCCCGCCGGAGCGCUCAAUAUAGACACAGAAAAUUUCCCAAGCACGAUCUUGUUGGAGUGCCCAGCAGCGACAGCAUACCCAGCGAACCGACAUGGCGCAACUACAUCCGCCUCAGGGAAUUGCCUUGGCUCAAGGGCCAUUGCAUUGGUGGCAACACCAUUUUCCCAGCCGCUGGCUAUGUGACCAUGGUUUUGGAAGCCCUGAAGCAACAAAUCCUCGGUGGCGGAAACCCCUGGAAGAAGAUGCGUAUCAAAUUUCGCCAAGUUCAUUUUGGUCGGGCGCUCCUCGUUGCCGACGAUUCUGUGGGCGUAGAGACAUUCGUCACCAUUCGACCUUUUACGUACACGGCACGAGAAUCUUCGGCUUCGUGGAACGAGUUUCGGAUAUUUUCCGUGUCUGUCAAUGGAGAAUCAACAGAGCAUAGUCGGGGUCUGGUGACUGCCAUCAGUCCUUUGCCCAACCAAGACCAUGAGAAUAUGACGGAUGCCGAGUCUCUUGCGUUUAUUGAACAAGUUUCCGAGAAAGCUCGCAUAGUACUCCCCCCGAAGCAGCUAUACAAGGAGCUCAGAGACGUGGGUAUUGAGUAUAGCCACCCGUUCAAUGGCCAAGAGCACAUUCGAGCAUCCGAGUCCGCAUCGACCUGUCGAAUCAAGAUUCCAGAUAUCGAGGCUCUUAUGCCUUUGCAUUACCAGCAACCUCAUUGCAUCCACCCAGCAACAUUGGAUGUCUGUUUCCAAGCAGCCUUCUCGGCCAUGAAGGUCGGAGACAAUCUUCGGGGUACAUUUGUCCUCGGCGGGUUUGACGACCUUGAAAUCUCGAGUGAGAUUCCGUCGCAGCCUGGAAAGCACAUGUCCGUCGCGGCAUCUCUUCGAGGCCUUGGCCACUCCAAUUUCGCAUCCGAUUCAGUCAUCUCGAGCUCCGACGACGGAAAAUCAGAAGUCUUCAUAAAGAUCAAGGGGCUCAUCCUUGCCAGGACAAGUGGACCAUCUCGGCAGACUUCUUCACAGCAUCUGGCUGGAGAAUCCCUGUGCCAUCGGCUAGAGUGGUCCCUUGACCCGACUUGCGCCGAGCCUCACAGCAUCAUCAAGCGUUGCCUUCUCGACCCGGACGUGUUGGUGGCUGGGAGAACGAGCAUGUGUGAGCAAUACUGCCAAGCUGUCGUGGCAGGGGCACUAACAGAGCUCUCUCCCGACGACGAGGCAAAGAUUACUGGCCACUUUUCUCAGUGGCUCCUGUGGAUGAAGUCAAUAAGGGCUGGAAGCUACCAGCCACUCCAGAUGGGCAACGCGCUCAACGAUAAAAUCAAGUCUCUUGGCAUCUACGGCGAGGUCCUGGUGGACAUGGCACCUCGGCUCGUAGGUAUUCUUCGGGGAGACGUUGAUCCCCAGGCACUCCUUCUGGAGAAGCAGCGUCUGUACCGGCUCUACACGCGCGACAACAUCAAGAGGUGUCACAUGCAGCUGGCCGAAUAUGUCAAGCUUCUUCGAUUCAAAACUCCCAAUCUCCGCAUCCUCGAGAUUGGGGCUGCAACCGCAGACGGGUCGAUGCCGGUUUUGGAAGCUCUCUACAGCAACAAGGGCGUUGCAGGAGAAGCGAGGUCCGAGUCGUAUACCUUGGCCUGUGCUCCGACAGCGUUCUUCCAGGACGCAGAAACGGGAUGGGAUAAGGCGCAAGAGUCUCUAGAGUGGAAGAGGCUUGACAUGGAAAUCUCACCCAAAGAACAGGGGUUUGAACUUGGCUCGUACGACCUCGUCAUUGCCGCCAAUGUCUUGCAUGCGACUCGCGAGAUCAAUGUCGCGCUGGGAAACAUGAGGAGCCUGCUCAAAUCAAAUGGCAAGCUUGCUGUGAUGGAGACGACGGCCCCAAAAAUUCACGACGGAGUCAUAUUUGGCAUGCUCCCUGGAUGGUGGCUUGGAGCCACGGACGGUCGGGUGCACUCACCACUUCUCGAUGCAUCUGGUUGGCGUGAUAGGCUCGGCCAUUGUGGCUUCUCCGGAAUCGACUUUGAGAUGCACGACUUCGACUCGGCCGAGGACCACCAGGUCAGCGUCAUGGUUUCUUCAGCAACUAGCCAUCCAGAGCCAUGGUGUUUGGGCAUGCAAGACCCGACGAGAGGCGUGUCAACACUAGAAUCCGAGUUGCCAAUCUCCAAAUACCCAACAAACCUGACGGGCUCGGAAGGAGGCCCUCGGCAGACCAUUCUUGUGAUUAGUGACGGUAAAGAGAGCAGACUUGCAGACCAUGUAGCCGAGCUAUUGACCUCUGUCGAGUCCAGCGUCCACGCUGAGAAGACCAUGUUGGCUGAGGCGCAGGUUUCGCCUGGUCAGCUGGCCGUGGUGCUGCUCGAGGCAGUCCAUCCGUUCCUGGCGACAUGCUCUCAAGCGGAUUGGGGAAAAGUCCGGCAUAUCCUUUCCAACGCAGACGGUGUUUUAUGGGUCAGUUGUGGCGGCGCCGUCGAAGGCACGAAUCCUCUCCAGUCGCUCAUCGUGGGCCUAACGCGCUGCCUGCGAUCCGAAGACCAGCACAGAAAGGUCGUCACGCUGGAUCUCGAGCCGAAUCACGGGUCGGGGCUCGAGACCGCAGAGCAGAUUCGCAGAGUCUAUCAUCAUGUAUUCGGUCCACAUGGUCCGCCAGCCUCUGCCUUGCCGGAAUUUGAAUACGCCAUCCGCAAUGGAGAGAUACUGAUUCCUCGCUUGAUGUGUAACAGUCCCGUGAAUGAAUAUGUCCAAGACAGCGUUUCGAGCUACCACCCUCGACACGAGCAGGGAAUGAAACCAGGCCGUGCCUUGAGCCUGAAGAUCCACGAACCUGGGCUUCUCAACACACUCUACUGGGCCGACUCGGAGCGGCACGCGCGGAGCGUCGGAGCCGAAGAAGUCCGGGUGGAUUUGCAAUACGUCUCUCUCAACUUCAAAGACAUCAUGAUCGCCAUGGGACAACUAGAAGGGCACACGGCCAUGCUGCUGGAAGGGAGCGGCAAGGUUGUCGAGGUUGGUGAAGCACUCCGUCAUCAGUACUCUGUCGGUGACUUGGUCUUCGCCACCGAUCCAGACGGUGUCGCCACGACCAGCGUCAUUAACAAGUGCAACGUUCAUCACAUACCCAGGAAGCUGUCCAUGGAAGUCGCAACCGCUAUUUCUCUCGCCUAUGCAACGGCUCUGUAUUCGCUGAGGAAUGUUGCCAAUCUCCAAGAGGGAGAGUCCAUUUUGAUUCAUUCCGGAGCAGGCGCAGUUGGCCAAGCCGCCAUCUCCCUGGCUCAAUAUCUCAACGCUGGCGAAAUAUACGUCACGGUGGGGAGUGCGGACAAGAGGGCCCUCAUAAGAGAACGCUUCGACAUCCCAGACGACAAGAUAUUCUCCAGUCGCGGUCUCAGCUUCUACCAUCAGAUUCUUCGCAGGACAAAUGGUGAUGGUGUCGAUGUCAUUCUCAACUCGCUCAGCGGCGAGGCGUUGCAAAAAAGCUGCUCCCUGCUCGCGCCGUUUGGACGGUUUGUCGAGAUUGGUAAGAAAGAUGUCAUCUCCAACGCGAGGCUUGAAAUGGCGUCUUUGGAAAGCAACGCCACAUUUACUACCGUUGAUUUGACGCUGCUUGCAAAGAGGAAGCCUCUUGUUCACCAAGAGCUCUACCGCACCAUCUUUGAGCUCGUUGGCCAGGACAGGAUCAAAGUUUUGAGCCCUAUAACGGUCAGUCCUGUCUCCGAGCUGGAGACUUCAUUUAGGCUGAUGCAGGCUGGAAAACACGUGGGCAAACUACUGCUCCAGUUGGACCCGGACAUGGCAAUUUCCGUCCAACCUCCACGGCCACCGACUCCUCGGCUGAAAGGGGAUUGCUCUUACCUGGUCGUGGGAGGAACCGGCGGCCUUGGUAGAGCCACCAUGAAGCAUUUUGCGAGUCUCGGGGCCAAGCACAUUUUUACCUUGUCCCGAUCUGGUUCCGACAGUCCAAUUAUGAGAGAACUGGUGGAAGAGAUGCGUCUUGCCGGUGUUUGUGUUGUCGUGUUCAAGGGCAGCGUCACAGACACGGUCGCGAUUGAGUCGAUCAAGGAGCAGGCCAGAGAAUUCCCCAUCAGAGGUGUUGUCCAAGGAGCAAUGGUGCUGCAGGACUCUCGCGUGGACAAUAUGAGCUACGAGCAGUGGCGGGCUGCAAUGGAACCGAAAGUUGUGGGAACAAUGAAUUUGCACCGCGUGUUCGGAGACACUCUAGACUUCUUCAUCCUCCUUUCGAGCAGUGCAGGAAUCAUUGGCUCGUAUGCUCAGGGCAACUAUUCCGCUGGCAAUACGUUUCAAGAUUCCCUCGCUCGCCACAGGGCAUCGCUCGGUCUGCCAGCUCGCUCCAUCGACGUUGGCUCCGUGGAAGGGGAAGGGUACACGGCAAAUAACGAAGCGGCCGCGGAAUUCGUCUCCCGCCAAGGACUGCAGCCGUACAAGGUCAAGGAGUUCCUGGCCACAAUCAAUGAGGCGAUAUGGAAUCCCUUUCCAUCCGGGCCCUCGGCAGCGCAGCUGAUUUGCGGCACGAGGAGAGCCGAUCCAAGUUCCCAAGCCAAAGAAGCAGCUCUGCAACGUCCAGAUCCCAAAUUCUCCCACAUAUGGACGAAGCCCCAUCGCCAGGCAUCUGCCAAGGCUGACUCGAGCCAUUUCAAUAUUCAAGCCAUGUUUGAAUCAGCAAAAACGGCGGAUGAAGCCGAAAAGGCGAUGCAGAUAGCAAUCAAGCAGAAGCUUGCUCAUCUGCUUGGCCUGCCAGAAAAGGACGUCAGCACGAAUCGCUCCGUUGUGAGCUAUGGAGUGGACUCUCUUAUUGCGGUGGAGCUUCGCAACUGGAUCUUGUCACAGUUGGAAUCUCACGUCCAGAUAUUCGAGUUGAUGAGUCCGAUGAGUUUCGCCGAGCUGGCCAACACGGUUGCCAGAAGAUCUCGGCUUGUGGCGACGGGACUUUUCGGCCAUGUCAAAGUCUAG
This is a messenger RNA of Metarhizium brunneum ARSEF 3297, 7911 nucleotides long. Lineage: Eukaryota; Fungi; Ascomycota; Sordariomycetes; Hypocreales; Clavicipitaceae. The record is from RefSeq and is a predicted model, not a curated record.